GGAAAAUCAAUGUGAGUGUCUGACCUAAGUAAUGGAAAGUCAAAAGUUUGAUACAGUAAUUAUUGGAGCAGGGUUAAGUGGUCUUUGUGCUGCAAGACAGUUACAGAAAAAUGGUGAGAAGGUUUUGGUGCUGGAAGCCAGAGAUAGGGUUGGUGGAAGAACAUAUACUUUAAAGGAUGCUGAUCAUGGAGCUAUUGACCUUGGUGGGUCAUAUGUAGGACCUACACAAAACAGAGUAUAUAGAAUAUGUAAAGAGUUAGACCUGAAGUUGUACAAUAUUGAUGAAAAUGACUACACUGUUAUGGAUUUAAGGGUGUAAACAUCAACGCCAUUGAUUUAUGUGAGACUUGCGGAAAAACAGUGUUCGAAAUUAGCAGUAGUCUGAUAGCCCCUGACUACUAAAUUUCUCCUCGGGCUACCAACUUUUCACAGUAACAAGCCCGACCAGGC
Ruditapes philippinarum (Manila clam) is the source of this 450-nucleotide messenger RNA. RefSeq names its product amine oxidase [flavin-containing] B-like. The record is from RefSeq and is a predicted model, not a curated record. Gene Ontology annotation, molecular function: oxidoreductase activity. Lineage: Eukaryota; Metazoa; Mollusca; Bivalvia; Venerida; Veneridae. The coding region runs from base 32 to 319 and encodes 95 amino acids. The transcript has 4 exons.